Messenger RNA from Fusarium redolens, 177 nucleotides. RefSeq lists its product as uncharacterized. NCBI's taxonomy places the organism in Eukaryota, Fungi, Ascomycota, Sordariomycetes, Hypocreales, Nectriaceae. The record is from RefSeq and is a predicted model, not a curated record. The transcript has 3 exons. Bases 1 to 177 code for a protein of 58 amino acids.
AUGGCUUGCGCUAACUUCGCUUCUACUGCCUGCUCUGCUGGUAACCGUGGGCAACUCGUCGACGCCGUAUCUCAGUGGCAAUGUUGCAACUGCAACCACGGCUGGCAGAAUCUCGAGCUUGACGCUUCUUGCCCUGCUUGUCAGGUCCCUCGCUGCGGGCGCUGUAUCUACUGUUAA